AUGGCAACUCAUGCGGUUCUGUCAAAUGGCGCGAACACGUGGAGAGCUCUAGCAUGUCACAAAUCAGAGCUGCGACUGGAUCUCACUCUUGCUUGUGGGCAGUCUUUCCGCUGGAGAGAGACCGCAGACGGCCACUGGACCGGAGUGAUCGGAGGACGCGUGUGGACACUGACACAGACAGAUGACACUUUGUGGUAUCACGUUUACAAACAAAAUGUAAGAGAAGCAAGUAAAGAAGAAAAGGGAGAAAAUGUUGGCGUUUUCCGCAAUGAAAAGAAGUUGCAGAUCAAAUGUGAAGGAGCAAUGAAGGAGGAAGAAGUCGUUAACCUCCGGCAUGACAAAAAUGAUGAAGCCACCCUGAGAGAUUAUUUCCAAUUAAAAGUGAAUCUGUGUGAUCUGUACAAGAAAUGGGGCGCAAGAGACCCGCACUUCAAAAAAAUAGCUGACAUCUUCACAGGCGUGCGGAUGCUCCGGCAGGAUCCCACUGAAUGCCUCUUUUCCUUUAUUUGCACCUCCAACAACCACAUUUCUCGUAUCCAAGGCAUGGUGGAGAGGUUGUGUCAGGCCCAUGGUAACUUUCUCUGCCAGCUGGAUGAAACCUCAUACUAUGACUUUCCUUCUCUGUCUGCAUUAGCAGACAGCAGUGUAGAAGCAUGCCUCAGGAAACUUGGUUUUGGCUACAGAGCUCGGUUCGUGCAACAAAGUGCAAAGCAGAUUUUAAACCAGCAUGGUCCUGAAUGGCUUGAAACUCUGCGUAGUGUCCCAUAUGUGGAGGCUCGUGAUUCUCUCCGUGCCUUCCCUGGGGUGGGCAUUAAGGUGGCAGAUUGUGUAUGUCUGAUGUCCCUGGAUAAGGCAGGCACUGUGCCAGUUGACACUCACGUGUGGCAAAUUGCCAAGCGGGACUAUAAAUACGCAGCCAGCAAUGAACCCAAAAGCCUCACAGAUAAGAUGCACAAAGACAUUGGGGAUUUCUUUAGGAAUCUGUGGGGUCCUUAUGCUGGCUGGGCACAUUCUGUGUUAUUCUGUGCUGAUCUCAAGAAAUUCCAAAAGAUGAAAGAAAUGCCACACCUGAAAAGAGCAAAGAACGACUAUGACUUAGAAAUGUAUGGUGAAAAAAAAAAAGCCUCAACAAGCAAAAGUAGCGUAGCCUGCAGUUGCCAAUGA
Messenger RNA from Nerophis lumbriciformis (worm pipefish), 1164 nucleotides. The record is from RefSeq and is a predicted model, not a curated record. NCBI's taxonomy places the organism in Eukaryota, Metazoa, Chordata, Actinopteri, Syngnathiformes, Syngnathidae.